Molecule: messenger RNA, 764 nt
Organism: Paramecium pentaurelia
Lineage: Eukaryota; Ciliophora; Oligohymenophorea; Peniculida; Parameciidae
Source: the annotation of a GenBank genome assembly
AAUGAGACCUGGAGAAAUUUUUGAAAAGUAUAUCAGCUAAGCCCCAGAUUUUAUUCCUUAAAAGAAUUAAUCAUACACUCUUUAAGAGGAUCUCAAAAUUAUGUUAGCCCUCAAAGAUAUCAGCAUAGUUCAGUCUAAAAAUUUUAGAGACAUUGAAGAAAGCCAAAUAGUAAAAAGAACUUACAAUUCUAUAAAAAAUAGGUUUAUAAUACAUUUAUAAUAGAUAUAUGGAUUAUCUACAACAUUUAAAUUAAGAGAAUAUGGAUUAAAUUGCUUAACAUUUAAAUGAACAUGGAUUGGUGGGAUAUUUAUUAUUUAGUAAUACUUAACCUAGAGAAUUAUUAAAGAUUGUUAAUUUUGAUCCUAAAAUAAUGGAUAAGGAAAAAAAGAAAUUGGAAGAAGAACUUGAUAUUAAUAAAUUGUAAAAGGUUAAAGUUGAACACAAAAAAUAAUCUGAUCCUACUUUCCCCAAAAAUGAUUUUGAUAAAUUCUCUAUUGAAGAUAUGGAUCAAGUUCUUAGUCUUUUAUCUGAUUAUAAAGGAGUUCCUAAAGCCUAUUUAGUUGAAAGAUUACAUUAAUUAAGUGGAAAUCUUGAAGAUUUAGAUGGAUUUCUGAAGACUAAUGAUGACACUUAUUGUUUUUUAGAAGAAGAGGAUCAUUUAUUAAAAGAAGAUUAGAAUAAAGAGAGUCCAGCAAUUAGACUUUUAAUAAGGAAAAAGGGAAUUUCAAGAGUUUAAAGAAGAUUAAAAUACUUAGGGAAAUGA